Molecule: messenger RNA, 2360 nt
Organism: Eurytemora carolleeae
Lineage: Eukaryota; Metazoa; Arthropoda; Copepoda; Calanoida; Temoridae
Product: neuropeptides capa receptor
Exons: 15
Coding region: 63-1433 (456 amino acids)
Biological process (GO): neuropeptide signaling pathway
Cellular component (GO): plasma membrane
Molecular function (GO): neuropeptide receptor activity
Source: RefSeq, a predicted model, not a curated record
GAUCUCUAGUUUUGAUCAAGCAGAAAGAAAAACAGUUAAACGUUACUGAAACUAAAUAGUUUAUGGAAGGUGGAGAAUUUUACCCAAAAUCAACAAUGGAGAGAGGAGAUACUUACUCAGGAUCUACCUUGGAGACUGGAGUUUACUCCAACUCCAACUGGGGGAAUGGAGAUGAACCCCUCAACUCGUCCUGGGAAAAUGGAGCAGUUUACUCUCCCUGGGAGAAUGGGGGUGAACCUGGAAACUUGUCAUCCUACCCGGAGUCAAACCUAACUCUAGAUCAGUUUCUGGCAGAAGUACUUGGACCAAAGCAGCUGGAUGGGCCACUCUUGCUUCCAGUUACUGUGUUCUAUGUUAUCAUAUUUCUCACUGGACUUGUAGGCAAUAUUUCGGUUUGUAUAGUGGUUGGUAGAAAUCUAUCCUUACACACAGCAAUGAACUAUUAUCUUCUUUGCUUGGCAAUCUCAGAUCUAUUCAUAAUUAUUCUUGGAGUACCCCAUGAAUUAACAAUCUACUGGAAUCAAUACCCUUUCCCCUUCGGACAAGCAUUCUGUAAACUUCGAAGCUUCGCAUCAGAAAUGUUCUCUUAUGUCAAUGUUUUGACUAUUCUGAGCUUUUCCCUUGAGCGCUAUCAGGCAAUCUGUCACCCUCUCUCCUCUCUUCCCUUUACAGAGAGAUCUCGAGUUCUGCUAGUAUUUAUCUCAUGUUUACUCAUCUCAGCUGUUUUCUCUCUACCUCAUCUUCUCUUUACAAAGUUGAACUAUCUAGAGUAUCCUUGGGGAUCAGGAAACCAGGUUGUAGAAUCUGCUUUCUGUGCUAUGUUGGAUGUAAACAUUGAGCCCCAGUGGUAUCCUGUACAUGAACUCUCCUUUCUUGUGUUCUUUCUUGUCCCAGUCAUACUUCUUUCAGUAUCCUACAUUAGGAUUGGAAUAAUGAUAAACCGUUCAGCUAAGCUAAAUCUCAGGAGAUCAAGACACAGACAGUCUAGAGGUUCCCCUCUUGAUAAUAGGAAACAAAUUAUCAGAAUGCUAGUUGCUGUUGUUAUUGUAUUCUUUGUAUCCUGGGCUCCAUUUCAUGUUCAAAGAUUGGGAUACGUCUAUUUUAAGGAGAGUGAAUCGUUCCGGACUGUGAAUGAAUAUCUGUUCUAUUUAUCCGGGUGUUUGUAUUUCCUCUCAUGUACUCUCAAUCCAAUACUUUACCAUAUCAUGAAUGUGAAAUAUAGAAAGGCAUUUGUGAAGACGUUUUGUACUCAGGGUCCUGAUCCUGGUAGUAUCCAGGUACCAACCUGGAUUUCUGCUCAAACCUCAACCACAAUCAUACCCAACAGCAGGGAUGUUGGUUCUGUGAGAUUGAAGUUGAUAAUUAGAAGAAACUGGCAAGCAGAGACAACUUUAGCUUUAGAUUCAGAUAGAAUAUCAGAACAUGCUCUUUAAACAAUCAGAAUAUGCUUUUUAAACUAAUAUAAUGUCAGAACAUGGUUUUUAAAAUAAUAGGAUAUCCGCACAUGCUCUUUAAACUAAUACAAUAUUAGAAUAUUCUCUUUAAACUGAAAUAAUAUAAGAACAUGCUCUUUAAACUGACAUAAUAUAAAAACCUCUUUAAGCUGGCAUAAUAUAAGAACAUGCUCUUUAAACUGACAAAAUAUCAGAUAAUGCUCUUUAAACUGACAUACUAUCUGAACAUGCUCUUUAACUGAUAAAUAUCAGAAAAUGCUCUUUAAACUAACAUAAUAUCAGAACAUGCUCUGUAAACUGAUAAAAUAUCUUUAACAGUCUCUGAACAGCUGAAAAACGUGCUCAUUACCCAAACUCUCAUUAGCUGGUAAUGGGUAUAAUACCUUAACUCUUUUAACUUACAACAUUACAAAACGUUAAAACCUGAGACCUGAAUGUAAUGGUACCUUGUCAACCAAACUAGAGAAGAUGUGCCUGAGCUACUCGUAAACAGACCAUGCAUUGGCAUGCUGGUUUAAUACAGCUUCAAGGUCUUACAAAGGGAGGUAUUGAUAAGUUUGUUAGGUCAGACAACGUUUAGGCUCGUUUCCUCUAGGUUGGUUUACUUAAAAUCUAAAAAUCUUUAUAGCGACUGAAGACUGCUCUACGAGUGUAAAUAUUGUUUGUCAAAUGUUAAUUGUUAUAAAUGUAUAUAAAACAUAUAUAUAUAUAUAUUUGUUGUUUAUAAUUUUAAUCAUUGUGCAAAGUUUACAGUUCAUAAAAAUACAAAAAAAAAUCAACAAAAACAGCUGAAGGCAGCUCUAAUACGAGUGUCAAUAUUGUUUGUCAAAUUGUUGUAAAUUUAUUUAAAAUAUAACUAUAUAUGUAUUGUUUAUAAUUAUAUUAUAAUCCUUGUGCAAAGUUUAA